Messenger RNA from Cryptomeria japonica (Japanese cedar), 1640 nucleotides. Its product is annotated as UDP-glycosyltransferase 85A1. The record is from RefSeq and is a predicted model, not a curated record. NCBI's taxonomy places the organism in Eukaryota, Viridiplantae, Streptophyta, Pinopsida, Cupressales, Cupressaceae. Gene Ontology annotation, molecular function: UDP-glycosyltransferase activity.
CUCAACUGGUGGCAAGCGAUUUCAGGACAAGAAGAUGAAUCGCCUACACGCAGUCAUGGUGCCUUUCCCUUCGCAAGGCAGCAUCAAUCCUCUAAUUAAUUUGGCUCACCUCCUCUCAUCAAGAGGAGUUUUCAUCACUUUUGUCGAUACAGAAUGGAGCCACAGCCGCAUGUCAACUGCUGCUGAUGAAUCCUCCGCCUCCACAUUUAAGUUUCUCACCAUUCCAGAUGGGUUGCCACCUGAUCAUGGCCGUCUCUCCGAAUUCGCCGAGUAUAUAAUUGCAAUGGAAAACCUUGGCCCCGUCUUGGAGCAUCAUUUGCUGUGCAGCUUAACGGAUGAAACUCCUCCCAUAACCUGCAUUAUAGCUUCAAAUUGGAUGUCCUGCACUUAUGAAGUGGCCAAUAAGGUUGGAGUGCCCCGAGUCAUUUUCUGGACCAUGUGCGCCGCCUCUUCUAUUGCUCAGUGCAACGCCAACUUUCUCGUCUCCCGCGGACAUAUUCCCUCCAAAGUGGAGGAUUUGAAGAGGGCGGAUAAAGUGAUCACUUGUUUGCCCGGUAAUCUUCCGCCUCUGUUGCCGAGCGAUCUGUUUUCCUUCUACCGGGCUGCCGACACCUCUGACGUUUUUUACCAGUGGAGUCUGCGUGAGGCAGAAAUUCAAAAAAAGGCAGACUAUGUGCUUGUCAACACGUUCGAUGAGGUGGACGCUCCGGAGAUGGUAACUGCGCUGUCCAUUAAUGGAUGCCCUGCUUUGGCAGUAGGGCCUGUAUUUCUUCCCAAUUUGCUGGAAGGAAGAGAUUUGAACGGACUCGCGAGUAUGUCGGUGCAGGAUGAGAGCUGUCUCAAAUGGCUCGAUGCCCAAGAGCCGGGUUCUGUGAUAUACGUUUCGUUUGGUAGCAUAUCUGUCAGAUCGAACGAGCAGCUGGAGGAGUUGGCACUGGGAUUGGAGGGAAGCCAGCAUCCUUUUCUGUGGGUGUUACGAAUGGAUAGUGUUGGAGACAAGCUUGCCACUCUCCCGGGGGGUUUUGUAGAAAGGACUGUGGAUCGGGGAGUGAUUGUGAAAUGGGCGCCGCAGGUGAAGGUGUUGUCCCAUCCUUCCGUAGGAGGGUUUUUUACUCACAGGUGGAACUCGUGUUUGGAGAGCAUGAGCAUGGGAGUUCCAAUGCUUGGAUGGCCGUAUUUCGCUGACCAGUUUCUGGACUGCCGGUUCUGCAAGGAUGUGUGGAAGAUUGGCAUAGACUUGGAGGGCGCGGAUGGUGAUGAAAAUGUGAUGGUUAAAAGAGAGGAGAUAGAGAAAGGCGUGAGGAGAGUGAUGGAGGGUCCGAAGGCGGAGGAGAUGAGAAAAAGAGGGAGGGAGUUGAAGGAGGAGGCAUUUAAAGCGGUUAGGGAGGAAGGUUCUUCUUUUGUCAACUUGAACAGGUUUAUUCAUGACAUCACACAACUUUCCGAAACGGCUUCUGUUAAAGCGGCGUAGGGGCUUCUAUUAUCUCCAUCUACUAUAUCAUGGAUUCCACAAAAUUCAUGUCAACCGUCUCUCUCAAAAUAAAUUUAAGAUGUUUUUUCAUAAUUAUUUUAAAAAGUAAAAUGAUUGUGAGACUAUUAUGCGAUUGUAAAACUAUUAUGCAAUAUCUUUUUAAAUUUAA